Oncorhynchus kisutch (coho salmon) is the source of this 1955-nucleotide messenger RNA. Its product is annotated as NIPA-like protein 2. Gene Ontology annotation, molecular function: magnesium ion transmembrane transporter activity. Gene Ontology annotation, biological process: magnesium ion transport. The record is from RefSeq and is a predicted model, not a curated record. The transcript is spliced from 11 exons. The coding region runs from base 196 to 1338 and encodes 380 amino acids. Gene Ontology annotation, cellular component: membrane. Lineage: Eukaryota; Metazoa; Chordata; Actinopteri; Salmoniformes; Salmonidae.
UCCAGCUGCAUCCCCGCCUCGUUAACUCGUUCUGACGUGGUGACGAGCAAACUGACACUUCUGCCGGUUGACCGGGCAGGAAAGACUCAAACUCACGGGAUGUCAAGACUGGAACCGGACAAACAUGUGAAAAGGCGAAUCUUGAGUUGCGAUGAAGUAGCCUAGUUGGAAGGAAAGGCUACGAUAGAGGAAAAGAUGGCGAACAACUCAACUUUAGACGUGUUUUCUAACAGAACAGGACAGAAUUCAUCUCAACCGUCUCCGUUCACUGAAAUCCGGGAGAAUCCGCUGAAGACGUAUCUCCUGGGAAUCAUCAUUUCAAUAUGUGGGAACUUCCUCAUCAGCAUUUCUCUGAAUAUACAGAAAUACGCCCACAUGCGCCAGUCCCAGCUCGGCGACUCCAGGCCCUACUACACGUCAGUGCUGUGGUGGAGCGGCGUGGUUCUGAUGGGACUAGGGGAGCUGGGGAACUUCGCAGCCUACGGCUUCGCCCCGGCCUCCCUCAUCGCACCACUGGGCUGUGUUUCAGUCAUAGCCAGUGCGGUCAUCUCUGUGGUGUUCCUUAAAGAGACGCUACGAGCCUCUGAUGUUGUUGGUGGUGCACUAGCAGUGGUGGGAACCUAUCUCCUGGUCACCUUUGCCCCCCACACCUCCACCCACAUCACCGCCCACCUGGUCCAGAGAUACGCUGUCAGCUGGCAGUUCCUGAUUUACCUGUUUCUAGAGGUCGUAGUGUUUUCUAUCCUGCUCUAUUUGUACAAGAGGAGGAAUAUCAAGCAUAUAACCAUAGUGAUGCUGCUGGUGGCUCUGCUGGCCUCCCUGACGGUGAUCUCCGUCAAAGCUGUGUCUGGGAUGAUCACGGAGUCCAUAAAGGGAGAUCUCCAGCUCACCUACCCCAUCUUCUACGUCAUGGUGGUUGUCAUGGUGGCCUCCUGUGCCUUCCAGAUAAAAGGCCUCUCUUUAACCUUCGCUGUUCUCAGGUUCCUUAAUCAAGCCAUGAAGAUGUUUGACGCCACGGAGGUCGUCCCCAUCAACUUUGUGUUCUUCACUGCCAGUGCCAUUACCGCAGGAAUAGUAUUUUACCAGGAAUUCCAGGGCUUGGCUUUGCUCAAUAUUUUAAUGUUUCUCUUUGGCUGCCUGCUCUCAUUCAUUGGAGUCUUCCUGAUAGCCAGAGACAGACCCAAGAUCAAGACUGAAAACAUAACCUUCAUAGCCAUGGGGAAAAUACCAGGGAGAAAAUGUAAGGACAAGGUCCAGCCGGAGGCUAAAAGCAACGCAUACGGAUCUCUGGCAGCUAAACUCAUGUGUAACAAACCUGGCCCACAGGACGACUCCUAAUAUCAGCCACACCUGUCUGUCUGUGUACAGAGACUACCUGUGUCAACACUACACAUCUCUCUCCUGGGUUGCCAGACUGACUGUCUACAGGGACAAAGUGAGAGCACUGUCUCCAUUAGCAAAAAAUUCCCCAGAUUUUCCAGAAAUCCUAGUAUCUUCUAACUCGCUCCUGAUUCCAGGAGACUUGCCAGAAGCAGGAUUUCUGGGAAAAACCUGGACAUCUUUGGGAAAGUUACAAUUGUCAGGGAAUUGAACUCUGUUGCUACAGAUACUGAGGAGACGUCUCAGGAUCGAACCCAAGUGCACUACAGACACAAAUAAAACCUUAUUUAAUUCUCAAGGAGGUGGCUGUCUGGAGGAACCACCUGAUAUUCUGUUAAUACGAAAGCAACUGUUGGAUCGAAUUUCUGAUGAGAUGGUUUCAAUCAUUGAUUUGUUAAUAAACUGGAAUGUGAUAUUUACAAAGUGUUUCUCGAGCUCCCGGCUGGCAAAGGAGGUGCACCAGCGCACUCUACUGGUCGUAACAAUAAUUACUAUUUAAAUGUGAGGUGUUUUUAAAGCGUCAGACGUUCUUUGUUUAAGCUAAUAAAUACGGACCAGGCUUCGGGAAGGAUGGC